Molecule: messenger RNA, 6378 nt
Organism: Salvelinus sp. IW2-2015
Lineage: Eukaryota; Metazoa; Chordata; Actinopteri; Salmoniformes; Salmonidae
Source: RefSeq, a predicted model, not a curated record
GCGGUAACACUGACAGUCUGUUUGACAUAGAGAAGGGCAUGGGCACCAUCAUCAUCGCUAAGCCUCUUGACGCUGAGCAGCGCUCCUUCUACAACAUGACUGUGGAGGUGACGGACGGGACCAACUCUGCAGCCACACAGGUCCACAUCACAGUGUUGGACAACAACGACAACGCRCCUGUCUUCUCCCAGCCCACCUAUGACAUCACCAUCUCUGAGGACACGCCCCCGGAGACAGAGGUGGUCCAGGUGUUAGCGUCGGACCGUGACGAGCGCCACCGUCUCACCUACUCCCUCCACAGCGCCAUCGACCCCUCCAGCCUGCGUCUGUUCCGUAUUGACCCCAACACUGGCACGGUGUAUACUACAGAGAGACUGGACCACGAGGCUAGAGCACAGCACAUCCUCACUGUCAUGGUAAAAGACCAGGAGUUUCCGUACAGGAGGAACCUGGCCCGAGUGUUGGUGGAUGUUGAGGAUGUUAAUGACCAUGUCCCAGUGUUCACCAGUGCUCUGUACGAGGGUUCGGUCUAUGAGUCUGCAGCAGUGGGCUCUGCUGUGCUCCAGGUGACUGCCCUGGACAAAGACAAGGGAGAAAACGCAGAACUCUUCUAUACCAUGGAAUCAGGCAACACAGGGAACACGUUCCGGAUUGAGCCGGUUCUGGGGAUCAUCUCUGUGGCCCGCGAGCUCGACCUUUCCACCAUCGGCUACUACGUCAUUACCGUCAGAGUCACCGAUAACGGCUCCCCGCCACUCUUUGCCACCUCUGUGGUUCGCAUCGCCGUCACACUCUCCGACAACGCCGGACCCAAGUUCCCCCAGACCGAGUACCAGGCCGAGGUCACAGAGAACGUUGCCGUGGGAACCUCUGUCACCACAGUAAGCGCCAUGAGCCAAUCCACGCUGACCUACGACAUCCGACAUGGCAACAGCGAACGCACCUUCAGGAUCAACCAGUACAGUGGCGUGAUCACAACUCAGAAACCCUUGGACUAUGAGACCACAGCAUCUUACAACCUGAUCGUCCAGGCCACCAAUAUGGCUGGCAUGGCCUCCAACGCCACCCUGCUCAUACGGGUGGUGGAUGAAAAUGACAACCCACCUGUGUUCCAGCUGCUGUGCUACCAGGGUAGUAUCAGCGAGGCGGCGCCCAUCAACAGUGUGGUCCUGAACCCAGAUAAAACUCCUCUGGUCAUCAAGGCCACUGAUGCUGACCGCAAUCAGAACGCUCUCCUGGUCUAUCAGAUCGUUGAGGACACAGCCAAGAUGUUCUUUACAGUGGAUUCUGGCACCGGCUCCAUCAGGACUAUCGCCAACCUGGACCACGAGACGUUUGCUAGUUUUAACUUUCAUGUUCAUGUGAGAGACAGUGGGAGGCCUCAGCUGACAGCGGAUAGCCCCACCGAGGUCACCAUCCAGGUGAUCGACACAAAUGACUCUCCACCUCGCUUCACCCAAGACACCUACGAAACUGUCCUGCUGCUGCCCACCUAUGUAGGAGUGGAGGCAUUACAGGUCUCAGCUAUGGACCCAGACCAAAAUGUCCCCACAGAGCUCACCUACUCAGUGACAGAUGGCAACCUGGAGCACUUUUCCAUCCAGCCCUCCAGCGGCAUCAUCACCGUCAAAAACAACAACUUCUCCAAGGAACGAUUCCGCUUCAACGUCAAAGUGUCCGACGGUAAGUUCUCCAGCACUGCUCUAGUCACUGUUCUGGUCCGUGAGACGCUGGACUCUGGCCUCUUCUUCGCCCACAGCCUCUAUUCCUCGUCCAUCCAAGAGAACAAUACCAACAUCACCAAAGUGGCCGUGGUCAACGCAGUGGGGAAUCGCCUCAAUGAGCCCCUCAAGUACACCCUACUGAAUCCUGGGACACGUUUCCGGAUCCGAUCCACCUCUGGCGUAAUCCAGACCACUGGCAUUCCCUUCGACCGUGAGGAGCAGGAGUUCUAUGAGCUGGUGGUGGAGGCUGGGAGGGAGCAUGACCGUCUGCGUGUUGCCAGGGUAAUGGUCAGGGUGCAGGUAGAGGACAUUAACGACAACGCUCCUGUGUUCGUGGGACUACCAUAUUACGCUGCUGUCCAAGUGGAGGCCGAACCCGGUUCGCCCAUAUUCCGGGUCACCGCCGUGGACCGUGACAAAGGCAUCAACGGAGAGGUGUCCUACUACCUGAAAGAUGACCACGGACACUUUGAGAUCGACAGGCUGACGGGCGGGCUCCGUCUGAAGAAGUCUUUUGAGUCUGACCUGUCCAACCAGGAGUACCAGAUGGUAGUUUAYRCCAAGGAYGGAGGUUACCCUCCWCUYUCMUCCRCCKUAGAGUUCCCCAUCACCGUGGUGAACAAGGCCAUGCCCGUCUUYGACAAGUCCUUCUAYGCAGUGWCGGUGAACGAGGAYGUAGCGGUACACACKCCYAUAUUAGGAAUCAACGCCACCAGCCCWGAGGGCCAGAACAUAAUAUACACCAUCGUGGAGGGAGACCCCUCUCUGCAGUUCGACAUCGGCUUUGACACCGGAGUCAUUAGAGUCAUCAACUCCCUGGACUAUGAGAUCGCCUCAUCCUUCCGUCUGACUGUCAGAGCCACAGACUACCUGACCGGCGCCCGUGCUGAGGUGGACGUAGAUGUCACAGUUAAUGAUGUCAAUGAUAACCCUCCGGUGUUUGAAAAAACAUCCUAUAAGGCAGUUCUGUCUGAGACUGCCAUGAUUGGCACUCCGGCUCUGCAAGUGGUGGCUACCGACAAAGACUCUGAGAAGAACAACAUUGUACGCUAUCAGAUAUUCUACCCCACAGAUGCCUACAACAGCACCGACCACUUCCACAUCGACAGCAGCAGCGGCCUCAUCCUGACCGCCCGCAUGCUCGACCACGAGCUGGUCCAGCGCUAUGAUUUCAUCGUCAGGGCAACCGAUAACGGCUUCCCACCGCUGAGCAGUGAAGUGUCGGUCAUGGUGGUGGUGAAUGACAUGAACGACAACCCUCCGGUGUUCAACCAGCUUCUCUACGAGGCCUAUGUCAGCGAACUGGCCACGAGGGGCUAUUUUGUGACCUGCGUCCAGGCUUCGGAUGCUGACAGCUCCGACUAUGACAAACUGGAGUACCGCAUCCUGUCAGGAAACGAGAGAAUGAACUUUGUGAUGGAUGGUAAGACGGGUAUCAUCACGCUGUCUGGUCACAGGAAGCAGAGGAUGGAGCCAGCCUACAGUCUGAAUGUAUCCGUCUCUGAUGGGGUGUUCACCAGCACAGCCCAGGUGCACAUCAGGGUCCUGGGGGCCAACCUCUACAGCCCUGUGUUUGGACUGAAUGCCUACGAUGCAGAGCUACGGGAGAAUGCAGCGGUAGGAACCAAGGUGAUCCAGGUGAGGGCGACCGAUGCUGACCCAGGAGUGUUUGGCCAGAUUACCUACUCAUUCGUCAACGACGUGGGGAAGGACCAGUUUAGUGUGGACGCCAACGGUCAGAUCACCACCCUGGAGAAGCUGGACAGAGAGGACCCUGCCAACAAGGACAUCGUCCUUACGGUGGCGGCCCAGGACGGAGGUGGAAGGGCCUCCUACUGCACCGCCCGGGUCUCCCUGGUGGAUGACAACGACAAUGUCCCUCGCUUCAGAGCUACAGAAUACCGUGCUUCCGUGAAAUCUAACGUAGGCAAGGGCUUCUUGGUGACCCAGAUCCAGGCAUAUGAUCCUGACGACGGUGCCAACUCUAAGGUGACAUACUCGCUCUACAGCGAGGCACACGUACCCGUGGUGGAUAUGUUAGAGAUCGACCCUGACAACGGCUGGAUGGUCACCAAGGGGAGUUUCAGCCAACUGCGCAACUCAGUCCUGUCUUUCUUUGUCAAAGCAGUAGAUGGAGGUAUCCCUGUCAAGCACUCUUUAGUAUCAGUCUACAUCCACGUCUUGGCACCUGACGCCCUCAUCCCCUCCUUCACCCAACCCCAGUUCUCCUUUACCGUCCCAGAGGACACCCCUAUAGGAGCUGCCCUAGGGUCCGUCCGCCUCAUCACCCCACCAGGCUACGCCUCGCUGCCAGUCACCUUUGCUCUGGUCAACGGAGAGACCGGGGAGAACAACCAGGAUGGAGUCCUGGUGGUGGACAGGGACACUGGGGUCAUCAAGCUGGACAAGCCCCUAGACCACGAGGUCAUCACUGCCUUCCACUUCAAGGUCACAGCCACCGUGCAGCAGGCCAAGCUGGACUCUGUGACCAGCGUCGACGUAGAAGUCAAAGUCCUGGAUCUGAACGACAACAAGCCAGCAUUUGAAUCCAACUCUUACGAGGCGACAGUGAUGGAAGGGAUGCCUAUCGGCACCAUGAUCAUCCAGGUUCAGGCUCUGGACCCAGACUCUGGAGCUAACGGACAGGUUACAUACAGCCUAGGCACGUUGGCGCAAUCCGAAGGGGAGCCGGACCAAUCCACACAGACCUUCACCAUUGACAGCAACACGGGCUGGAUCUCUACUCUCAAGGAGUUGGACCAUGAGAUGUACCCAUCCUACGCCUUCCUGGUGGUAGCCUCAGACCUGGGGGAGACCCUGGCCCUCUCCUCCACCUCCACGGUGACCGUGGCCGUGUCGGACAUCAACGACAACCCGCCCAGAUUCCUGGAUGAGAGGUACCUGGGCUCGGUGCGCGAGAGCGACCCCCCUGGUGAGGUGGUGGCUGUGCUCAACACUAGAGACGACGACAGCUCURCAGUGAACCGCCAAGUCAGCUAUCACAUCACAGGUGGGAACCCUCGGGGGGUGUUUGCCCUGGGGCAGGUGCAGGGUGAGUGGAAGAUGUACGUGAAGCGCCCGCUGGACCGCGAGGAACAGGAACUAUACCUCCUCAACGUUACCGCUAGCGACGGCCUGUUCGUCACCAGGGCAACCGUGGAGGUGUCUGUGACUGACACCAACGACAACAGCCCUGUCUGUGACCAGGCUCUUUACACAGCCUCGGUCCCAGAGGAUAUCCCAGUCAACAGAUUGAUAGUAGGCAUUGGAGCCAGCGAUGCUGAUGUAGGGGUCAGUGCUUGGAUCCAGUACUCUCUACAUGGACCGGGCUCUGAAGACUUCAGCAUCGACCCAGACACUGGCGAACUAAAGACAGCCCAGGCCCUGGACAGGGAGAAGACCCCUGUGUACAGACUGGUUGCCCAGGCGACAGACGGAGGUGGUCGGUUCUGUCGUGCGGAGGUCCACCUGACGCUGUUGGAUGUGAAUGACAACCCUCCGGCGUUCUCUGCAACCCACUACACUACCAGUGUGUAUGAAGACACAUCCACCAAGGCCCUGCUUACACGCAUACAGGCCAUCGACCCUGAUGAAGGCAUCAGUCGUAAAGUAGUAUAUUCUCUGGCCGACUCUGCCGGCGGCUUCUUCUCCAUCGACAAAUCCUCUGGCAUCGUGGUCCUGGAACGUAUCCUCGACCGCGAACAGCAACCGUCCUACAUGAUCACGGUCAGAGCGUCCGACCAGGGCUCUCCUGUCCGCCUGUCCUCCCUGGUCAACGUGACCGUCACGGUCCUGGACAUCAAUGACAACCCACCGGUGUUUGAGCGGCGUGACCACCUCGCCACCGUGCCAGAGGAUGUGGCGUUAGGGACGGAGGUGCUGAGAGUGUAUGCAGCCAGUAAGGACAUUGGAACCAACGCUGAGAUAACCUAUAGUAUCCGCUCAGGCAACGAGCACGGAAAGUUCCACAUACACCCCAUCACUGGUGCCAUCGCUGUGUCCAAGCCUCUGGACUUUGAGACUUGUAAAGACUACUUCCUUACUGUGGAGGCCAGAGAUGGUGGAAAACCGCCCCUAAGCGCCGUAACCAUGGUAAACAUCAACCUGACGGAUGUCAACGACAAUGCACCCAUGUUCAGCCGAGACGUCUACACUGCUGUCGUAUCCGAGGACGCAACCAUCGGAGAGUCCGUCGUCAAGGAGUACCCCAGUCUCUUUAACCUGGACUGGUUCAACCGUGUUUCCAGACCUCUCCAGGAGUACCCCAGUCUCUUUAACCUGGACUGGUUCAGCCGUGGUUUCCCAGACCUUCUCCCAGGCACUCUCCAGGAGUACCCCAAGUCUCUUAACCUGGACUGGUUCAGCCGUGUUUCUAGACCCUCUCAGGAGUACCCCAGGCUCUUUAACCUGGCUGUUUCAGCCGUGUUUCCCCAGACCUCUCAGGAGUACCCCAGUCUCUUUAACAUGGAUGGAGAGUCGUCUGGUCUGUGUGGGGAUCCAGGUAUCCCAGACCACGGUAUCAGACUAGGAGAAGACUUCUCAGUGGGCGGCCUGGUUGGGUUCAGCUGUGAACAGGGAUAUGUCCUACGAGGUUCCUCAGAGAGAACAUGCCAACCUAACAGCACCUGGGUGGGCACACAGCCGGAGUGCCAUG